UCUCUGACUCUAGUCUCUUCUCUCGCCACUCUCUCCAGUGCUGUGGAGACGAAGAUUCUGGCGAGAGGCAAGGCUCUGGUGGCUACUGAUCUCAGCAUUUCAAUUCCAGAAGGCACCUAUGCGCGCAUUGCUCCGCGAUCAGGUCUUGCGUUGAAGCAUUCGAUUGACGUUGGUGCAGGGGUGAUCGACGCCGAUUACAGAGGACCGGUUGGGGUGAUACUGUUCAACCAUUCGGAUGUUGAUUUUGAGGUGAAGGUUGGUGACAGAGUUGCACAGCUGAUUUUGGAGAAGAUUGUGACUCCUGAUGUUGUUGAGGUUGAGGAUUUGGAUUCAACUGUUAGGGGUGAAGGUGGGUUUGGAUCAACCGAUGUUUGAAUUUAGGAAUUAGGGCUUGGGGUUCUAAGUUGAGAUUUCUCUGUUUUCCUGGGCUUAUAUUUUAUUUUUCGGAGGUAAUGACCAAAUCAGUACCCGAAAGAUUCAAACGCUGACAUUUUGGUACUUCACUAUUGUUAUUGACAAAAUGGUCCUUAAAAGAUUUUAAAAUUUGA
Arachis ipaensis is the source of this 548-nucleotide messenger RNA. Lineage: Eukaryota; Viridiplantae; Streptophyta; Magnoliopsida; Fabales; Fabaceae. The record is from RefSeq and is a predicted model, not a curated record.